AUGGGCUGUGCCCCUAAUGCUUCACAUUCCCCAGUUUUCUUGCUUCUCGUGUUCUCAGGAGCUGAAGUCCCCCCCAUUGUCCUCUUUGUCCUAUUCCUGGCUAUUUACCUGACCACGAUGAUGGGGAAUGUGACUUUAGUGCUGCUCAUCUCCCGGGACUCCAGGCUCCAAUCACCUAUGUACUAUCUGCUCCGAGGUCUCUCGGUGAUAGACAUGGGGCUGUCCACAGCCAUUCUGCCCCAGUUGCUGGCCCAUCUGGUCACUCAUGACCCAGUCAUUCCUGCUGCCCGCUGCCUGGCUCAGUUCUUCUUCUUCUAUGUGUUUGGCGUUACAGACACACUUGUUAUUUCUGUCAUGGCUCUGGAUCGAUACAUGGCCAUCUGUGACCCUCUGCACUAUCAUUCAAUGAUGAAUCGCCAAUGCUGUGCCCGCUUACUGGCCUUGUGUUGGGUGGUGUCUGUGGUGCACACCAUGCUGCAUGUGGGACUCCUCUUGCCUCUCUCCUGGGCUGCGGAUGCUGAAGGCAAUGUUCGCCUUCUCCACUUCUUUUGUGACCACCGACCACUUUUGCGAGCCUCUUGCUCUGACAUCCAUCCCAAUGAGCUGGCCAUAUUCUUGGAGGGAGGCUUCCUCAUGAUGGGCCCUUGUGCCCUCAUUGUACUCUCCUAUGUCCGCAUUGGGGCCACCAUCCUACGUUUGCCCUCAGCAGCCGGUCGCCGCCGUGCAGUCUCCACCUGCGGGUCCCAUCUCACCAUGGUUUUCUUUUUCUAUGGCACCAUCAUCUGGGUCUACUUCCAGCCUCCUUCCCAGAACUCUCAGGACCAGGACAUGGUGGCUUCUGUGAUGUACACGUCCAUUACACCUUUGGCCAACCCUUUUGUGUACAGCCUUCGCAACAAGGAUGUCAAGAGUGCACUCCAUAGGCUGCUUAGAGGAGGGAGGGUGGCCUCCUGA
Molecule: messenger RNA, 954 nt
Organism: Dama dama (fallow deer)
Lineage: Eukaryota; Metazoa; Chordata; Mammalia; Artiodactyla; Cervidae
Product: olfactory receptor 1B1
Exons: 1
Coding region: 1-954 (317 amino acids)
Biological process (GO): G protein-coupled receptor signaling pathway
Cellular component (GO): membrane
Molecular function (GO): olfactory receptor activity; G protein-coupled receptor activity
Source: RefSeq, a predicted model, not a curated record